AUGGAGUCUCUACGGCGCCUCACGAGCUCCGUGUUCGACGCUGGGCUCGUGCGUCGCGGCAGUCUUGGGGAAAUGCGGGUCCCGGAUGCUCGCUCACUGGAGAUCACCUUCAUGACGGAGCGACUGAUGGUCGUGGGCGCACCCUGUGACGGCCCCACGGACAAGAAGCGCAACAUGGUGAACGUGCACGACCUGGCGCAGUUCCUGGACGCGCAACACCGCGGUCACUUUAUGUUCUUUAACCUGAACGCGCUGGAUGACGCAACAGCAGACGAUGGCCGCCAGUCCGUGGCAGACAAACUGCACGAGCAGUUACUCGAAUUCAACUGGGAGCGAGACGGAAUGAAGGCGCACACGCCGCCCUUGGAUCUUAUUUUCCGCAUAUGCUACGCGCUGGACGCGUGGCUCUCACUAGACCCACAUCACGUUGCACUUGUUAAUUGCCAAACCGGCAAGACCCGCAGCGGCGUCGUCGUGGCCUGCUAUUUGCUGUUCGCCAGACUUGCGGACGACCCGACCGACGCCUUCGUCGAGUUCUACAGGAAACGCUGGGACAUGAAAUCGCUCACGCCGCAUGCACUGCAGAAGAAGACGCCCCCAUCUAUUCAGAGGUUUCUUACUAGCUUCCACGAGCUGUUAGAGCAGCAGAAACCGCCCAAUGAUAAGCCAUUGCUGCUCAAGGCUGUGAUUUUUAGACAACUGCCAGUGGAGCUGCAGCCCUGCGUACAGAUCUGGGACGACUACAAGUUGGUGUUCUGUACUGACGAACUGCAGGUCGGGGAGAGUGGGGAGGCUCCGGUGCUGGACUGGAAUGAGGAAGACGGUUUUUUUGCCAUUCUGUGGGAGAACGGCGUCGAGUUGGACGGGGGAUUCUCGAUCUUGUGCUCCUUUGGAGAGGACUACGAUAACGCAGACGACGUGGAUGCGUCCUCGAGAGUUUUAUUCAGGUACGCGGAUUCGACGCUGUUCUUACUGCCUGGGCUCGUGACGCUCAAGAAACACGAUCUGGACUUGAUGAAGCAGUACGAGCACGGAUUUGACGAAGAUCAGUUCUCGGUGGAUCUGGUGCUGCAUGAGAGCAACAUGAGGAAGCCCCGAAACUCCGUGAGGAUGGAUUGCACAGGGAACAGUACCGUGCGGCAGGGGCUGAUAGAGAUUACCAAGCACCACGUCGUGCUGCCGGACCCAGCAAUGCACUCGAAUUUUAUCCGCAUGGGAUUCUGCGAGACUCCCACUACGUUUGCGCUGCAAUGCUCUCAGAACGCACCCAAUGUGGCGCUAGACUUGUUGCAUUCCAAGGGAUUGUCAGCUAGUUUUGCUCAGGAAGCAGCGGAGGUAGCAGCCAAGAAGGAGCAAGAAGAAGUGACAAUAAGCAAACAGACUGCGGAUUCUUCUACCGAGAGUGACCGACAGCCGGCACUUCGCUGGCAAACAACAGCUGAAAUUGUCGCCAUGCAGUCCCAGCGCUCGCGGUAUUCGAUCCCUACAGCGGUGGAUUUGUCGCUGUGCGAUACCUGUAACGAAGACGACUACAUGAUGCGACCGCAGGUCGUUCGCUGCGCAGGGCGAUGCGGAAAGUAUUACCACACGACGUGUGUGGGCUUGCGAAAGAUCCCGUUUGGCUUGACGACCAUGAGUGAUCGCACCAAUCAUGCAGUGUACGUGAAGAAGUUCUUUAGUGCGUGGGAAUGCGACGCCUGCGCCUUGAAGGCGCAACCCCCGACAACAAGUCAACCUUGUGGAGGGAUUCCGUCAAAUAUGAAGUUGGUACCUGCUUCCUGGGUUGGUGGAGAGUCGAGCACCACAUCAGCGAACCCACAAGAUGUUACCGACGGAGGCAACGCAUCACGUCUAGCUGCGACUCGGGACAGUCUUUUAGUGUCUGUGGAUGGGGAAUCUCAUUUAACUGCCCCAGAAGAGUUUCAUCAACUGAAGGAAUUCUUAGCGACGAAUGGUUUAUCGAUGGAAGAUCUUAUGAAAGCAGCGACGAGCCCUGGUACCACGGGCCCUUUGGUGGAUGUGUCAUUAGCGAACACACUUGCAUCAGUAACCUUUACUGCGACUCCGUCCGCUGGUCCGUCCAAGGUGGAUAUGAAGUAUGCACUACUGGGUGAACUGAAGACGGCAAGCAAGUCAAGUGAAGCAAGCGAGCCGUCGACGGCCAGUACUAAGGACAGCAAGUACACGUUGAUGCUGAAGCGUGGGGUUCCUUUCGAGGCGGUUCAAAACUGCAUGCGAAAAGAUGGAGUUGAUUCUUCGACAUUGCAGCCACUGCCUUCGAGCGAAGGAAGCACAGGCGAUGAUGUCAGCAUGGACGAAGUACCUACUGUUGAGAAAGCACGGCUGAAGGACAUGGAAGAGUAUGGCAAAUAUUUUCGAAUGCUGCGGAUGGGAUGUCCGAAAGAAGCUGUCAAGCAGAAGAUAAUUAUGGACGGACUGGACCCUAUUAUUUUGGACUUUGAUCCUGAUGCAGCUUACGAAGAGGUGAAGAACCGCAUUGUUGCGACUCAGAGCGUGUCACAGCUUCAAGACGAUAUCAAAUGCGUGAACCCGUCUGCAAACGAAGACGUGGAAGCGGACAAUUUGGAAGUGUUGCUGAAAGAUCACGACGUGUAUGCCAAAUAUUUCAAGAUGCUGAAGAUGGGGCUGACUGAGGGUGCUGUUCGCCAGAAAAUGAAGGUGGACGGCGUUGAUGAGCGUGCUUUGGAGCUAGGAGGCGACGCUCUUUUCUCCAAGCUGCCAACACCGGAGGCGACGGGAUCUGUUGCCCUUUCAGUGAAUGAUGUUAUGUUGAAGGAUGACCCAAAGUAUGCCAAAUUCUUCAAGAUGCUGCAGAUGGGCUUGCCCGACGGUGCUGUCAGGCAAAAGAUGAAAGUGGAUGGUGUGGACGAGUGGGCUUUAGAUCUUGGUGGAGAUGCGAUGGUUUCACAGUUGACAGUUGGAAGUGAUUGCAAAUUACAGGAUGACCCAGCAUACGCCAAGUAUUUCAAGAUGCUGAAGAUGGGUCUCCCAGAAGGAGCAGUGCGUCAGAAGAUGAAGUCUGACGCAGGUGUUAACGAGCAAGCUCUGGAUCUAGGAGGCGAUGCGCUUGUAUCGGAGCUAGCUGCUACGAAGAAUGCCGUCAAGCUUCAGGAUGACCCAGUCUAUUCGAAAUAUUUCAAGAUGCUGAAAAUGGGUCUCCCCGAGGGUGCUGUUAAGCAUAAAAUGGUGACCGAGAGCGCUGAUGUACGUGCGUUGGCGCUAGGACCCGAUGCUACUGUUUCGCAGUUAUCAUCUGGUGGAGAUGGUAAGACCGUAAAGGUUGCAGUGGCGAAGCCUAAGCGUGCACGUAAGAAGCUGCACUGGCAGCCAAUUUCGGAAGACCGACUGAGUAAUAUCAACCAGCAGACGAUCUGGGAAGACGAAGAUGACGAUGUUGACUUUGACGUGGACAUGGACGAGCUUGAAGCUCUCUUCUUCGCGAACCAGAACACCAACAGUGCAAAAAAGGACUCUUCACGAGGACAGAGUAAAGCUCUGAAGCGUAAACAGGCAGUGACGUUAAUCGGCGGGAAACGCGCUAUGAAUGCCGCUAUUUCGCUGGCCCGAGUCAAGCUCUCAUACAGCGAGAUCGCUGAUGCAGUGACGAAGUUUGACCCCAGUGGACUGACCAUUGAGCAGCUUGUCGGAAUUAAUGAAUUCCUGCCAACCUCGGAGGAGGCGGCACUGGUUUCUGGCUAUACCGGAGAUAGGGAAACGCUGGGCGAGGCCGAGAAAUUCAUUUUUGAGAUCGCGAAGGUGAAGCGAUAUGCGCCUCGUAUGGAAAGUUUGGUGUACAAACUGUCGUUCACGUCGCGCAGCACGGAGCUCGCUGCUUCGGUGGCGCAUUUACAAAAGGCAGGUGAAGAAGUAAAGGGUAGCCGACUACUGAAGAUCUUGCUGGCCAUGGUACUCAAAUUGGGCAAUACACUGAAUGGAAGUGGUGAAGAGAAUGGGAUCAAAGGCUUUACUGUGGACUCCCUAUUGCGACUGGGACACACCAAGGCUGUCAACCAGAAGACGACCGUUUUACACUAUUUGGUCCGACUCGUCAAGAAGAAUCACCCACAGGUACUCGACUUCCAGGCAGAACUGCGAAGUGUUCCUCUCGCGGCACGCGAAUCUUUCGAGACAGUCGACGGAGAGUUCAAGAAUUUGGAAAGGGGGCUGACAAGUCUUAACACUGAACUGGGGCUACUAGAAAAGGUUUGGACAUGGCUGGAGGUCACCAUCAAAGCAAUGCAGACUGCUGCCUCUGAAAUUGAAGAUCAGAUGAAGACACUUGCGGACGGGAUAGCCCGAGCAAAGGAAGAAGUUUCGAGUGUGCUGGACUACUUUGGUGAAGACCCGAAGCGAAAACCGACCGAGUUCUUCACCACGCUUGCCUCCUUUUGCUCGGUGUUUCAACGUGCGCGUUGCGAGGUGGAUGCUGCGGACGAGGCUGAACGCUUGAAACUGCGCCGAUCUAACUCGAUGAGACCACCAACCAAGGCAAGUAACGGAGCACCUUUGAAGGUAUCCCGUCCGAUCCUAGAGCGUUCGCAAAGCACGAUUGAUAACGGCACUCCGACAAUUAGCUAA
This is a messenger RNA of Phytophthora infestans T30-4, 4599 nucleotides long. Its product is annotated as formin-homology 2 domain-containing protein. Gene Ontology annotation, cellular component: WASH complex. The record is from RefSeq and is a predicted model, not a curated record. Lineage: Eukaryota; Oomycota; Peronosporomycetes; Peronosporales; Peronosporaceae. The transcript has 4 exons. The coding region runs from base 1 to 4599 and encodes 1532 amino acids.